GCCGGUGGAGCGCUCGGCGGCCGGUCGGGUCAGCGCGUCGGUGGGCCGAUGUCGGUGCCCGUGCACCGCUGGAGGGGCCCAUGGCGACCUCCCGUGACCGCAGUGGUCGUGUUCGGGGUCACGACGGCCCAGUGCGCGGCUGUAGAGACGAAGCGCUCAGCCGUCUUCCCCGGAACGGCGUAACGUUCAAGAUGCCUCUCUGCUGGCCCGUCGUUUUUCUGGUGUUCGUCCUCACGAUCCGACAGGGUCGUGGUCACUCCGUGCGAUCUGGUGGCACGGCCAGCUCCGGUGGUUUCUCUGACCACGGACGCCAUCUCUUCGGCUGCCCCGGUCCCGCCGACCCGGCGGAGAUCCUCCAGUACCGCGCUGCACUGCUCUACCUGCACUCAGAGGGCGUGCGACGUGUGAUCCAGCUUCAGCGUCAUCCUCCGCACUGCCACGGUGCCUCCAAUGACGUCAUGACCGCUCUGCUGAGGGAGACAGGCUUGAAGAGGCUUGGUGAACCACUGGUGAUAAGAGGUGGGACAGGCUGGAACCAGCUAGAUCGUUGGAGGAAACUCGCUGGGCCGGAUGUGGCUGUCCUGGUGGAGGAUGCCGAGCUUCUGGAGGAAGCUCUCGGAAGGUACCAGGCGGUGCGCUGGAGAGAGGGCUUCUGGUUCGCUCCCGGGAUGGCGCAUGACGGACGUCUUGUGAAGACGGGACGCGCUCGUAAGUUCAAACUGCUCACAAGUACGCUAGUAGACGGAUCAAAACAGAACUGGACUGUUCCUCAAACGACAGAAGCCGACAACGUUAUGAAGUUUGAUGAUGUCAGCGCUGUGAACGUUAGCAACGAGCCUUCCAGCCGCGUUGAUACACAUCCCAGCGACAGCAGCAAUUCGCCCCUCCCCACCCCACCCUCUGUCCUUCUCCUGCGCUGGGCCGCUCCUCCCCUCCCAUCCGAGAGGCCUCUCACCUCUCCCCAAAGUUCCCUCAUCCAGGUCCUGCGCUCCUCUCCAUGGCUGCUGGCCGGCGUGUACCGCCCUGGACAGACCACCAUCGAGCCGCCAGCGGCGCUGCUCGUCCAGCGCAGUGAGCUGCAGAGCCAUCUGUCGGCCGCCGGCUGCGUCACCUGGCGGGCGGAGCUAACCGGCGCUGACCCGCUGACCGGGGAGUCGGUCCGGCGCUCUUACACGGAGCGCUCUCUGCCGGCGGUGGCGGCGCUGCAGGGCGGUGGACCGCUGACGGUUGGGGUGCACUGUCCACAGCUGGGUGCAAUGCUUCACUGUGCGGUGCAGCUAGAGCGACAGAUGUGUAAAUGGGAGGAGGAGAGAAGCAGUCGCCGGCGGCGGGAGACAGGUGCGAGCCGAGAACCGAGGCAGAAUGAAGGCUGGCAGCCAAGUCAGUGGGGAGUGGAGGCUGUGCAGUACCCAGAAGAGGCACCUGCUAACCGGCAGGGGGCGUCUGGUCAGCGUCAGAGAACUACCAGCUACAGGCAGGUAGCGCCUCGCCAGCAGCGAGCAGCGCUAGAUCAGCAUCGGACCAACACGGCUGUUCAGACCUGGCAGAGAGGGAGGAAUGAUCCUCACCGUACAGGUGUAGCUGAGGCAGAAUACGAGCUGCAGCUCUACAAUCACGACCCCUACACCACAGCGCAUGGCAGCGCACCGCAUCUUGGUGGCUACGGUAGCGACACCUAUUCAGGUUAUAGUAGCGACACCUACCCAGUCGUGUUUGACGACCAUGCCGAGCGGCGGCGCGGCAGUCGCCCCAAUGAGGAGGCACAGAAGCUGAGGGAGGACUUUCACCUGACAAUUUUCCCGAGUAUAACGAAAUGCAGCGGUGCCAUAGCGGGCUGUUUCACGUGCGUCACGCUGCUGUCCGUUCUGGACUUGGGGGUGCCCGCGGCGGCCUGCGUCGGCCCAUGCUCCCUCGGCGGUGCUUCGGCCUGCUCAGGGGCAGCCGGCACCGUCUACAGAGAAGUCAGAAGGAUCCAGAAGGCCGAGAGCAAGGCUCGGCGGCGGAGGCUUGGCGCCAGGUCACAACGCCGCGUAGGUACCCGCGUGACUAGAAGGCGCUUGCCACGUGGUCUGUAAAAGACGUGGAUGAACGAAAUCUGACCUUAGGACUGCUGAGUGCUGUUGCUGACUUUGACAGUUCUUUUGAUUGAUGUAUUGACCGUCUGGGAGUGGUUUCGAUGGUACGUUUGCCAUAAAAUAACUGUUGAGCCAUGUCUUAAUUGAGGUAGAUGUCUAAGUGUAUGCCUAUAAUUAUCGUGGACGAUGCCAACUAAUUUAACCCAUUUGCCGGUGCUACUGUCACCGGUUGUGAGCGCCAUCUCGUAACUUGUCUCCAAGUUGUUAUGUUUCUUGUUACUGUUUUUCUUGUAAAUACAUAGUAAAACGCAAACUA
This is a messenger RNA of Amphibalanus amphitrite, 2391 nucleotides long. RefSeq lists its product as uncharacterized. The coding region runs from base 81 to 2075 and encodes 664 amino acids. NCBI's taxonomy places the organism in Eukaryota, Metazoa, Arthropoda, Thecostraca, Balanomorpha, Balanidae. The record is from RefSeq and is a predicted model, not a curated record. The transcript has 3 exons.